Dryobates pubescens (Downy woodpecker) is the source of this 1830-nucleotide messenger RNA. Its product is annotated as tubulin beta-1 chain. The coding region runs from base 43 to 1380 and encodes 445 amino acids. Gene Ontology annotation, biological process: microtubule cytoskeleton organization; mitotic cell cycle. Gene Ontology annotation, molecular function: GTP binding; GTPase activity; structural constituent of cytoskeleton. NCBI's taxonomy places the organism in Eukaryota, Metazoa, Chordata, Aves, Piciformes, Picidae. The record is from RefSeq and is a predicted model, not a curated record. Gene Ontology annotation, cellular component: cytoplasm; microtubule. The transcript has 4 exons.
CGGCGAGUGCGGGAGCCGGGGGAGAAAGCGGAGGCUGGAACCAUGCGUGAGAUCGUGCACAUCCAGGCCGGGCAGUGCGGCAACCAGAUCGGCGCCAAGUUCUGGGAGGUGAUCAGUGAUGAGCAUGGCAUUGACCCCACUGGCAGCUCCCAUGGGGACAGUGACCUGCAGCUGGAGAGGAUCAAUGUCUACUAUAAUGAAGCUGCUGGUAACAAGUACGUCCCCCGUGCCAUCCUGGUGGAUCUGGAGCCUGGCACAAUGGACUCUGUGCGCUCUGGCCCCUUUGGACAAAUCUUUCGGCCUGACAAUUUUGUCUUUGGUCAGAGUGGGGCUGGCAACAACUGGGCCAAGGGGCACUACACGGAAGGUGCCGAGCUGGUGGACUCUGUCCUGGAUGUGGUGAGGAAGGAAUCGGAGAGCUGUGACUGCCUCCAGGGCUUCCAGUUGACCCACUCUCUGGGCGGUGGCACGGGCUCCGGGAUGGGCACCCUGCUGAUCAGCAAGAUUCGGGAGGAGUACCCUGACCGCAUCAUGAACACCUUCAGCGUCAUGCCCUCCCCCAAGGUGUCGGACACAGUGGUGGAGCCCUACAAUGCCACCCUCUCCGUGCACCAGCUGGUGGAGAACACGGACGAGACCUACUGCAUCGACAACGAGGCCCUGUAUGACAUUUGCUUCCGCACCCUGAAGCUGACCACUCCCACCUAUGGGGACCUCAACCACCUGGUGUCGGCCACCAUGAGUGGCGUGACCACCUGCCUCCGCUUCCCCGGCCAGCUGAACGCCGACCUGCGCAAGCUGGCGGUCAACAUGGUGCCUUUCCCGCGGCUGCACUUCUUCAUGCCGGGCUUUGCCCCGCUGACCAGCCGCGGCAGCCAGCAGUACCGCGCCCUGACGGUGCCCGAGCUGACGCAGCAGAUGUUCGACUCCAAGAACAUGAUGGCCGCCUGCGACCCCCGCCACGGCCGCUACCUGACGGUGGCUGCCAUCUUCCGGGGCCGCAUGUCCAUGAAGGAGGUGGACGAGCAGAUGCUCAACGUGCAGAACAAGAACAGCAGCUACUUCGUGGAGUGGAUCCCCAACAACGUCAAGACGGCCGUCUGCGACAUCCCGCCACGCGGCCUCAAGAUGUCCGCCACCUUUAUCGGCAACAGCACGGCCAUCCAGGAGCUCUUCAAGAGGAUCUCGGAGCAGUUCACCGCCAUGUUCCGGCGCAAGGCUUUCUUGCACUGGUACACGGGUGAGGGCAUGGAUGAAAUGGAGUUCACAGAGGCCGAGAGCAACAUGAACGACCUGGUCUCUGAAUACCAGCAAUACCAGGAUGCCACUGCUGAUGAGCAGGGCGAGUUUGAAGAGGAAGGAGAGGAGGAUGAGGCUUAGGCCCCCUGAUAUCAAAGCAACUUCUGUAAAGCAGGCAUGUGUACUGAAUAACUUAAUGGUGGUGAAGCAUGUUCUCUAGAAGAUGUGUCCCCAGUGAUCUUAGAGCUUGUGACUUUGACAGGUUUCUUGGUGUAACAGCCCUUAAUCCCUGUUAUUACCAUGGUUUUGUCCUUUAAUGGUAAGAGAGCAUAAAGGCAUGUAUUCUAGAUCAUGUUUUCUUUCUUAGCACUUUAUUGAACAAAGAACAUCUAUCUGGCCCACAUGUAAGAACCUUGAAGACACAUAGAUCUUGUAGCGCGAUGUGGUGUACUUUGAUCCACUGAGGUUUAUGUAUUUUCAGUGUAUUUUUCUCAUAUAAAUCAGUGUUAUUUUAUCUUAUGGGAUUCAAGCCUACGUGUAGCUUGAAUGAAAAUGGAUAGCCAAAUAAAGUUCCUGAGGACUAAACACCUC